Molecule: messenger RNA, 1056 nt
Organism: Penicillium coprophilum
Lineage: Eukaryota; Fungi; Ascomycota; Eurotiomycetes; Eurotiales; Aspergillaceae
Product: WD40 repeat domain-containing protein
Exons: 11
Coding region: 1-1056 (351 amino acids)
Biological process (GO): negative regulation of transcription by RNA polymerase II
Cellular component (GO): nucleus; transcription repressor complex
Molecular function (GO): protein binding
Source: RefSeq, a predicted model, not a curated record
AUGUCAGAAGUAUUAGGUAUUCUUGAUCGCCUCCAAACGUCUAUAUCGGUUGCUUCGGUGGCCUUCUCGCCCGACGGCCGCCUACUAGCGUCCGGCUCUAAUGAUCAGACAACCCUCGAAGGCCAUUCUAAUUUAGUUACUUCGGUGGCCUUCUCGCCCGAUAGCCGCCUACUAGCGUCCGGCUCUGACGAUCAGAUAACCCUCGAAGGCCAUUCCGGUCUAGUUACUUCGGUGGCCUUCUUACCCAACGGCCGCCUACUGGCGUCCGGCUCUAGUUGCUUCGGUGGCCUUCUCGCCCGACGGCUACCUACUGGCGUCCGGCUCUAUGCGGCUCUAGGACCCAGCGAUAGGCGCGCUUACCUAGACCCUCGAAGGCCAUUCCGGUCCGGUUCGAUCGGUGGCCUUCUCGCCCGACAGCCACCUACUAGCUGCGGCUCUAGGACCCGGCGAUGGGCGCGCUCACUUAGACCCUCGAAGGCUAUUCCGGUCCGGUUAGAUCGGUGGCCUUCUCGCCCGACGGCCACCUACUAUGCGGCUCUAGGACCUAGCGAUAGGCGCGCUCACCUAGACCCUCGAAGGCUAUUCUGGUCCGGUUUAAUCGGUGGCCUUCUCGCCCGACGGCCGCCUGCUAGCGUCCGGCUCUAUGCGGCUCUAGGACCCGGCGACGGGCGCGCUCACUUAGACCCUCGAAGGUCAUUCCGAUUAGGUUACUUCGGUGGCCUUCUCGCCCGACAGCCGCCUACUAGCUGUAGCUCUAGGACCCGGCGACGGGCGCGCUCACCUAGACCCUCGAAGGCUAUUCCGGUCCGGUUCGAUCGGUGGCCUUCUCGCCCGACAGCCACCUACUGGCGUCCGGCUCUAGUGAUCGGACAGUGCGGCUCUAGGACCCGGCGACGGACCUUCGAAGUUAAAGGGGUAGUCACUACACUUAAAUUUUCCUAUAGUGGUUUAUAUCUCUAUACCAACUUCGGCGCCCUUUAUAUCCAAUCUAGGUAUAGUAUUCCUAUAUCUAAUCCACGUUAUAUAACUCUAGAUAUCUCUAUUAAGCACCGCUAA